Molecule: messenger RNA, 1172 nt
Organism: Marchantia polymorpha subsp. ruderalis
Lineage: Eukaryota; Viridiplantae; Streptophyta; Marchantiopsida; Marchantiales; Marchantiaceae
Source: the annotation of a GenBank genome assembly
CCUGAACUCGUAUUCUUGUGCCCUGGGGUGGACAGGGGGCCGAACGGAGAGUAUGAGCGAUUCCGAGCUCUCGAGUCUAGGGAAUAAGAGAGGUCUGCUUCGGAUCGGGGGGACUGUUUUUUCCUAAACCGAUUUGGGGGGAUUGCGGGAGUGGAGGAGUGGCAGCUCGGAGCAACUGCGACGGCACCGUAGCGAUCGAGUCGAGUCGAGUCGAGUUGAGUUGAGCACAAAUGGCAUCGAAUGCAAGAGAUUGGUGGAGCCAGAAAAGACAGCUGAUGAUGGGGAAGACGGAGUGCGGACCGUGUUCUGCUGCUGCCGCUCGGUUCAUGAUUCCUUCGGCGAAGGAAGUUGCUCUGGCGACGGUGGAUACCGUUCUUCAUCAUGAGAGGCAGCACAGUAACAACACCGACGAGGAAGUCCGUCUGGCCAGAGCUAGAGAAUGUACCGAUGCUGGAGUACGAGCGGGUUUAGAAGCUGCCGUAUAUGCGGUCAUUGCAAGUUCAAUUCCAACCCUUGCGGCGACUCGAAUGAUUCCUUGGGCAAAAGCCAAUCUCAACUACACUGCCCAGGCUCUCAUCAUAUCCUCAGCUACUGUGGCAACUUAUUUUGUUGUGACCGAGAAGACAAUUCUAGCUUGUUCCCGAGAGGCUUCUUAUGCAAGGCUGGAGAGAGAUCGAGCUACCGCAAAGUCUUCUUAGUCACCGAGGUGCCUCAGCAUUCGUCGUGUACUUAGGGUUAGAGUGUUGUACAUAUAUUAUCGCAUUGGAUAGCACUGGUGGCAGAUCAUGUCUGCCAAUUUUGUGUGCACUGGUGACGUUCUCCUUUGGUUUUGGUCGUAGACUCAACUAACUACGUCCUUUUGUUAUUCGAGAACGACAGAGAGCUUGAUUUGACACUCAAACAGUUCCUUAGAUUCCAAACCCUAGACAUUUGCGUCUGCUUGAAGCAUACUAGUUUUUUUUUUGUGUGUUUCUGUCAUAGUUUUUCAUCCGCAGAUUAAGACGCUUAUGGACCAGUUUUGCGUUUAUGAGUGCACGGGAUGACUACGCAUUAUUUGAAUCAAGAUUCGCCAUCUGGUACAAUGUCAUCAGUUCUUCACGCUCUGUCAUAACUCUUGAAGAGGUGUCGGGUCGUCUCCAUUUUAAUAAACAUCACGAAAUCUUACGUUGCCG